AUGAUAGGUGGAAAUAAUCCGGGCAUCGAGUGCUGCUGUUUUAGUUGCUGCACCUGCAUAAACAUCGGUUUUUUGAAAACCGAGAAUGGAUUGUUAAAAAUUGCUGAAAUCAUCUUAGGUUCCUUCUGUCAAUUUAUGGCCGUUAACUUUGGUUUAUCCUACGUGGCUACGAUGGGAGUAGCCUACCAGGGCUUCGUAACCACAGCUGUUUGGUGUGUGAUGACCACUUUCUUGCUGAGUGUAUGCUACCUAGUGUCCUACAAGUCUGCGAGCCUAAUCAGACAAUCGUUAUUCGAAUUGGUGUUCAAUACGGUGGCCGCUUUCAAUUACAUAAGCGCCAGUUCGUAUCUUGGAUUCGUGGUGAAGACGUUACUAUAUCCACAGUACAUCAUAACGCCGCAUUUUGAAGUGUAUCCUGCGAUGACAACAGCCUACAUGAUCGGGACAUUGGUUGGAAUUGUUCACGCGUACGACGCGUACAAGUCUUACAAAUACUACAAAGGCUACAGAUAAACUGCAUCGACUAUUACUUAC
Molecule: messenger RNA, 534 nt
Organism: Nicrophorus vespilloides
Lineage: Eukaryota; Metazoa; Arthropoda; Insecta; Coleoptera; Silphidae
Gene: sing
Exons: 4
Coding region: 1-513 (170 amino acids)
Cellular component (GO): membrane
Source: RefSeq, a predicted model, not a curated record